UUGAAUAUUUUAUAGUGAUUUUACGGCGUUGGCUCAUGUAAAGAGAUACUCGUGGUCUAUAUUCUGCCAAGGAACCCUUUAUUAUGCAGUACAAGAAGGAAGAAGAUUCUUUUCUAGAGUUUGAGAAUCUGUCUUCAACUUCUGCCUUUGAAGAAAGAGAAUUACCUAUAGAUAAGACAGACUACAGCGCACUUAUUCUCGUUCAGGAACUUGGGAAGGACCUCAUUCCUUCUUCCAAAUAUAUAUCUCGCUUGGAACUUGUUACGGAGUUACAAAAAUAUGGAGAUAAUGCAACUGGAGGUUCAUUGUUUAACUUGAGAGACUUGAGAAAGGUGGACCCCGCCUUUCAACCCAAUUUUUGUUUAUAUGUUGUUGAUAGUAUUUUAUUGGUCAAUCUGAAUCAGAUUGCCGCCAUUAUAUUACCAGCAAAAGUAAUUUUCCUGGACCCCGAAUCUUCUCCAGCUAAGAGAGCUUGCAAUAACGUCGUUCAACUUUUGCAAAAUGAAGAAGAAAGACUUGCCUUUCCCUUUGCCGUUUUGGAGGGCGUCAUUCUUACCGCUUGUUUAUCGGUCGAGCGUGAAAUAGCUUUAUUAGAACCUCGAGUAAUGGAUGCAUUGAGCCAAGUAUCCAAAUAUUCCAAUUAUUCGAGACUUGCAGAACUUCGUUUAUUUCGACAGAAACUUCUGAGUUUGAACUCCAUUGCUGACAGAAUGGACAUUUUGCUCGAAGAAUUUUUUGAUUCCGAUUUUGUGGAAGAGACAUUGUUUGUAGAGAAGAAUGGCCUUGUGAAAAGAGAGAUUGGCCAACUUUCUAGUUUGGAUGACCUUAAAUGUGUUUUUGAGCCCUAUCUUCAGAGUUUGGAUUUGCAAAAGAGUAUUUGUGGCAGUUUUUUGAAAGCACUACAAAAUGUGGAGCGUACUUUAAUGCUUGGGUUUGACUUUAUACGUAAUAAGCUUUUUACUUUGGAUUUGCUUGGAACUAUUUUGAUUCUCAGUUUUACAUUGAUCAAUAUGGUUGUGGGGUUUUUUGGUUUCAACUUGACACUUCCUAUUUACAAUUUAUCAGACGGUAGUCAAUAUUACUUUUAUGCGAUAGUGGGUGGUUUGACAGUCUUCAUGUUGGUGAGUAUUAUUGUAACCAUUUUGUGGAUGAAAAAGAAGGAAUUUCUUGUAUUUCAUGAAAACAUUCAUCGCGAAGUUGGUUCGAACUUGCAGUUGGAUGACUCUACUUGAUAAUAAGCAAGUUGUACAAGGAGAGAGAGGAAUACUGGGGGGUUUUCCACUGAUAUAAACAAAUCAUUUUGGGUGCUGCCAAAUAACACUACAUUUUU
Messenger RNA from Galdieria sulphuraria, 1330 nucleotides. Its product is annotated as metal ion (Mn2+/Co2+) transporter, MIT family. The record is from RefSeq and is a predicted model, not a curated record. Bases 84 to 1232 code for a protein of 382 amino acids. The transcript has 3 exons. Gene Ontology annotation, molecular function: magnesium ion transmembrane transporter activity. Gene Ontology annotation, biological process: magnesium ion transport. Lineage: Eukaryota; Rhodophyta; Bangiophyceae; Galdieriales; Galdieriaceae.